Molecule: messenger RNA, 860 nt
Organism: Fukomys damarensis (Damara mole-rat)
Lineage: Eukaryota; Metazoa; Chordata; Mammalia; Rodentia; Bathyergidae
Gene: Prdx5
Product: peroxiredoxin 5
Exons: 6
Coding region: 69-719 (216 amino acids)
Biological process (GO): hydrogen peroxide catabolic process; cell redox homeostasis; cellular response to oxidative stress
Cellular component (GO): mitochondrion; cytoplasm; peroxisome
Molecular function (GO): thioredoxin peroxidase activity
Source: RefSeq, a predicted model, not a curated record
GCGCGCUGGCUCAGUGGGGGCGGUGCAGCAGAGGUUCCGCCUUCUGGGAGGUGCAGCCGUGGGUGGGCAUGGGGCUGGAGCAGUUGGGUGCAGUAAACCGCCUGGCGGGGUCGGUUCUCUGUGGAGUGGCUGCCCGUCAGUGUGCCGCUGCAGUAGCGAUCCGGCGAUCGGAAGGAGCGAGAGAGUGGGAGCGAGACGGGGCUCGCGGUUUCCGCAGCGCCGCCACAGUUAUGGCCCCGAUUAAGGUGGGUGAUGCCAUCCCCUCCGUGGAAGUGUUUGAAGGGGACCCUGGGAACAAGGUGAACCUGGCAGAGCUGUUCAAGGGCAAGAAGGGUGUGCUGUUUGGAGUUCCUGGGGCGUUUACCCCUGGCUGUUCCAAGACCCACCUGCCGGGGUUUGUGGAGCAGGCUGAGGCUCUAAAGGCCAAGGGGGUGCAGGUGGUGGCAUGUCUGAGUGUCAACGAUGUCUUUGUGACUGGAGAGUGGGGUAAAGCCCACAAAGCAGAAGGCAAGGUUCGCCUCCUGGCUGAUCCCACUGGGGCCUUUGGGAAGGAAACAGAUUUAUUACUAGACAAUUCAUUGGUACCCCUCUUUGGGAAUCGCCGGCUCAAGAGGUUCUCCAUGGUGAUAGAGAACGGCAUGGUAAAGACCCUGAAUGUGGAGCCAGAUGGCACAGGCCUCACGUGCAGCCUGGCCCCCAACAUCCUACCACAGCUCUGAGGUGCUGAGCCAGACAUUUCCUCUGCUCUUUUCCGUCAUACCUGUCUCGCCUGGACAGAGGCGGCCCUGGCCCUGCCUUAGCUGUGACCAUCUGAUUUGAAUGCUGGCUGCGUUUCUGCAAUUAAACACUUCUGGCUCUGA